UGAUCACCCUGCAGGGAUGACUAAAAUCUAUCUUCUGUCAUUAUCAGGUGGAACGGGGCUUCAGGGCCGUUCAUAUAUCCGGGGUGGAGCUGCAGCACAUGGGCCAGCAGACAAUGGGACACUACCCGGUCCAUUUCCACAUGAACGGAGACGUGGACGAGAAGGGAGGUUACGACCCCCCGACUUCUGUCAGCGAUCUCUCUAUCCACCACUCCUUCUCCCGCUGCGUAACCAUCCACAGCUCCAACGGACUGCUGGUGAAGGACGUGGUUGGCUAUGACGCACUAGGCCACUGUUUCUUCACGGAGGAUGGUCCAGAAGAGAGGAAUAUGUUUGACCACUGUUUGGGUCUGAUGGUGCGAGCCGGGACUCUGCUGCCUUCUGACAGAGAUGGCAAAAUGUGCCAUGACAUCACUGAUGGAGCCUACCCAGGAUAUGUGGCCAACCCACGGCAGGACUGCAGCGCCACUUCAACUUUCUGGAUCGCCAACCCCAAUAACAACCUCAUCAACUGUGCUGCUGCAGGCUCAGAGGAAACAGGUUUCUGGUUCAUCUUCCACCAUGUGCCCACCGGGCCCUCAGAGGGUCUGUACUCCCCCGGACACACCGAACACGCACCUAUGGGCCAAUUCACUAACAACAGAGCCCAUUCCAACUACAGGGUGAGUCUGAGGAAGGACUGGUGCCAGGGGAGGAAAAGGUCUUGGACUAGCCGUUCUUUCAGAACAAGCCAGAUGUGCCAAUAUAAAAUGUUCACACUACAAUUACAUACACAAUUAAAUACACUGAACCGUGAAGCUUGCUCAGCAGAAGCAUAACCAUAAAAUACACGUUAAAAUAGCACAAACAUCAGCUUGGUUGUUAAAGGUUUAGGACACUCUAUGUGUGCAUCAUAUUGUGGGUGUCUUUUUGAUUUCACGUAUGUAUUUAUGUACUCAAAUAAUAGUUUGUGUGCAAGUGAAAAGUAAAGAAAAGAAGGAAAGUGUUAUCUCUCUGUAGGGUCCAUUCUAUAAUGUUGUCAUAUGCUUGUAUUUAAAAUCUGAGCGAUUACAGCCGUUACACUGUUGCCGUUUGCGGCGUUCUCCCUCAAUACCGGACCAAUUUCAAAGAUUGUUAUCCCUAAUAGUUACCUAGACGCAAAAACAUGGGAUAUGAAAACAGGGUCAGGUUUUGUAAAGCAUGGCAAUCCAAGAUGAUCUCCAUUUGUGGAAUGGUGUAUUUAUUAUGCUCCACAAAACAAAUGACAUGCACACUUGUUGAAAAGGUAUUUGUAAUAUUUACAAGACAUCAGAAACUGGACCCACUCUUUCAGCAGUCUGUUCAGGGCUGCACUUUCAGGAGUCUACAGUGGCUACACACACCAGAGCAUUCCCCAAAACCAACUUUGGGAUAACAAAAAACAGAUGUAAUAGCUCAAGAAAAUAGACUAGUUCACUGUGAACACCCACAAGACUAGCCAUACUACCAGGCUGCUUCUGUGGCUCCGAAAACUGCAAUUCCAAGAAAAUAACUUUGAAGAUGUCACAGUGAUGGGUUAUCUCAUUUUGGGCUAUAAGUGCAAAUGAAAUGAAGGAAGCCUGUGUUACAAGUUUGAGGUUUGACAUUUGAAAAAUCUUGCCAUUUACCAGUCAAGAAGGGUCUAAUAAGAGACUGAGUUCCAUUCUGUUAACAUUAAAAGCCUUCGAUGUAUAAUAUUCACAGGUGUGUGAUGAAGUGACCCCAGUGACUUCUUACAUGGGUUUCCAUGACUAGAAGUCCGUAUAGCACAACGACCUAAAACCUAAAUUACUGGGUUCUUCUUUUUCAAGGUGUCACUGAAAACCAACAGCCAAUGCAACACAUCGAUACGUUUGGAACUAGUUUUAGAGAAAUCUGUACUUUAUCAGCAUUCAUUUGAAUACUAAAAACAGAACAUCACUAAGAGCUAAGGGGAGAGAAGAGUGUCGGUAGUCACUUGCUAUGCAAAAAAAGAGAGGACAAGCAUUAGGUGAAUAGUAGGAAUAAACAAAGGACAGGUCAGAGUUUGGAGGCACCUGCGGCAUCAAGCUCAGCCCAGCAGAGAGAGAUUUAUGAGGUGCUGGUGGAGAGGAAGUGUGACUGUUUCACCCUCCUUCCUCUGUGCCCAACAAUGAGUUCUUUUCCCCACCAUCUCACACCCUCCUUCCCUUUUAAUUUGGAUCAUCUUAAUGGGAGCAUAGCUCAUGUCAGGCUGCCACCCCAGGAUGUUUGUGAGAGAAGAGGUUGUGUCAGGGCUGCAGGUUGGGCGUUUACAGCAGCAACACAGUGGUUGUCUUUGUUUUGAAGCAGCAAACUGACUGAGGAGCAUUUGUAAUAUUUGGAUUUUUCAGAGCUCUGAAACAACUAGGGCUAGUGCAGGGGUCUCAAACUCGCGGUGCGCGUUUUUCUCACGCGCACCUUUUUCUCACGCGCACCUUUUUGCCGAGUUGUUGCGCGAGUCGUUGUGGGCGUUUUAUAUUUACAACGUGAAUUAGCGAAACUCAUCACUUGGUUGAAACGUGAUUCAGGAGUGACACCAAGUGGAAGGAAAAUAUACAGUAUCUCACCCAGUCCCAGUCAUGUCUUUCUCAAAACCUGCCGUGAAGAGAAAAGUUGGCGAAGAGCACAGACAAUUCCAGGAAAAGUGCGAGAGGAAUAUUUUUUUGUUGAGCACCGGGGCACUCCGACGUGUCUUAUAUGCACAGAGAAAGUCGCGGUACAUAAGGAGUACAACCUCAAACGUCAUUACUCAAAGAGACAUGCCGAGGAGUAUACAAAAUACCAGGGAGAUGAGAGAGAGGCCCGGGUCGGCGAUCUUAAAACAUGUUUACUGAGGCGACAAGAUUUUUUUAAGAAAGCGAGUGACGCGGCAGUCGAAGCGAGCUACGUGGUGAGUGAGAUGAUCGCCAAGGCGGGAAAGCCAUUCAAAGAAGGCGAGUUCAUAAAAAAUUGCAUGUUACAGGCUGCAAGUAUAGUCUGUCCGGAAAAAAAGAGUCAGUUUAGCAACAUCAGCCUUUCAGCCAACACAGUGGCAGAGCGCAUUUCUGACCUGUCAGGUAACAUAUAUGAUCAACUACGGGAGAAAGCCAAACAUUUCUGUGCAUUCUCAGUUGCUCUUGAUGAGAGCACAGACAUCACUGGCACUGCGCAGCUCGCAAUGUACAGUUGUGUGAAAAAGUGUUUGCCCCCUUCCUGAUUU
This is a messenger RNA of Anarrhichthys ocellatus (wolf-eel), 3196 nucleotides long. Its product is annotated as cell migration-inducing and hyaluronan-binding protein-like. The transcript is spliced from 4 exons. NCBI's taxonomy places the organism in Eukaryota, Metazoa, Chordata, Actinopteri, Perciformes, Anarhichadidae. The record is from RefSeq and is a predicted model, not a curated record. Bases 99 to 818 code for a protein of 239 amino acids.